Patella vulgata (common limpet) is the source of this 5185-nucleotide messenger RNA. RefSeq names its product inositol polyphosphate multikinase. Gene Ontology annotation, biological process: inositol phosphate biosynthetic process. The record is from RefSeq and is a predicted model, not a curated record. The coding region runs from base 123 to 1022 and encodes 299 amino acids. The transcript is spliced from 6 exons. Lineage: Eukaryota; Metazoa; Mollusca; Gastropoda; Patellidae. Gene Ontology annotation, molecular function: inositol-1,4,5-trisphosphate 3-kinase activity; inositol tetrakisphosphate kinase activity. Gene Ontology annotation, cellular component: cytoplasm; nucleus.
CUUUAAACAUGGCGUAGUAUUUUUGCUCGCUUACUUGCACUGCACUGCUAGAAGUGCUUCCUUUUCUUUAGUCAGCCAUACCAUUACUCAAAACACUAGUUAAUUUCUAAUGUUCUGCAAUCAUGGAAGAUGGACUUGAAAAUGAUUUCAAAAAGGCAGGUAUUGUAGCUGAACCAUUGUCAACUCAGGUAGCUGGUUGUCAUACUGGAAAUGCCGGACCAUCAAAUAAAACAGAAAUGUUGGAUAUUGGAAAUGGAUAUGUUUUGAAGCUGACACAAGCCCCACCAAGGGGACCAAGGGAAAUUGGAUUCUAUGAAAAAGUCUUUGAUGAAAAAACAAAAGAAAAAGACCUUUUAGCAUUACGACCACACUUACCUCAAUUUUAUGGCAGCCAUGUUUAUAAUAGUUUUACUUAUUUAAAAUUAGAGAAUAUUACCUCCAGUUUUCGAAAACCAUCAGUGAUGGAUGUAAAGAUUGGUGCCAUUUCCUGGGAUCCGGAAGCCACAGAAGCUAAAAUUAAUCAAGAGAAAAGUAAAUUUCCUCCAGCACAAAAAGUUGGCUUUAGAUUUGCUGGAAUGAGAGUCUAUAACCAGGAAAGUGAUUCAUUUGAAGUAUUAAAUAACUACUAUUGUUAUAGUUUAACAGAAGAAACUAUUUUAAGUCAUGGGUUUGAAAGAUUUUUCAGACAAGGCAAAGAUAUUCAGAAAAAUGCCAUACAAGUAAUACUGUCAAAGUUAAAAGACAUAGAACAGUGGUUUGUGUCACAGCGAACAUUUUCUUUCUUUUCAACCUCAUUGUUAUUAGUCUAUGAAUCUUCAGUUAAUUCCAUUGAAACUCCACAACUUAUGUCAUAUGAAAGUGAGAACAAAAUAAACAAAAGACCACAAGAUCACCCUGUUAUUGCUGAUGUUCGUAUGAUUGAUUUUGCCCACGUCUUUUCUUCAAACAGCCAAGAUGAAAAUUACCUCCAUGGACUAAGAAGUGUUAUAUUCUAUCUCAAUUCGUUAUUACAUUCUGUUUGAUGUUAAACUUCCUUUUUAUACGCCCACUCGUGCACAGUAGGUUGUGGGUGGUCUCAAGGCUAAAGUUAAUAUCCAAUUGACUUUAAGUUUAUAUACAGCAUAUUAGGUAAUGAGACAAAAAAGUCCUGUUGAUUUUCAAUGAUUUCUGAUAAUUACUGCCAGGGUGAUGGUCUUUGAUACUUUGAAAAAUAUUAUGGAUGUCCAAGAAACUAAACCUAUCAUCCAAUUAACUUUAAAAUAUACACAACAUUUAAGGUCAUCAGAUGAAGAAUCUUAUUGAUUUUGAAUGAUUACCCUAAAAUUGAUACUUUGAAAAAUAUUGUGGACGUUCUGUAGCCUACAGUUAUCAUGUGAUUGACUUUAAAUUUAUACACAGUGUAUAAGGUGAAGAAUCCUAUUGAUUUUAUUAUUAUUACUGUCAGAGUUAUGACCCAUGAUCACUUUGAAGUGAACACUCUAUAGAGGCUUAUCGUCCGAUUUAUACACAGUGAUUAUGUUCAUGAUAUCAUGAACAGCUAAAUUCAUCAUGUUUUGUAUAAUAAAGGUUAACUACAGAAAGAACUAGAAGCUAAACCAAUUCUAAUGAUGUCUGAUAAUUAUUAAUUAGUUGUUACUCUUAAUCAGUGUUUAGUGCCUUGUAAUUAAUCUAAAUGAUUUCAUCAACUGACAAACGAAAAUAUUCCACAACAUUUUUAUACGCCCAUAUUUUCAUGUGGAGGUAUAUUGUUAUCGCCCCUGUCCAUCCGUUCACAUUUUGUUUGUGGACAAUCUACAGGUCACAAUCUUCAUCUGAUUUGGACAAAACUUUAUAGGUUUAUAUCCCAAAGAUCACGGUUCCUUGGCAUGUAUUGGUUACUUCCGGGAUGAUGGCUCCUGAUUAUAUGAAAAAUGGUGUUUUUAGACUAUGGACCCUCUAGAGGUCACAAUUUUUAUCCGAUUCUGAUGGAAUUUAAAGGACAAUAUUGGUGUCAGUCAUUAUCACAUAUCGGAUAGAACUAGUUUAACACAUUCCAACAGGGCUCACACUGUCGGUCGCCAAAGUCGCAAUUUGCGAUAAAAAUAUGAAAGUGGCGAUUAAAGUUCCAAUUUCAUAUUUUUAUGUUAUAUUUUUAAAAUGUAUUAAAAUAAUGCCCGUAAAAUAGAUGGUAUCUAUAAACAGUCCUACCUUGUUAAAGAAUAAUCCUAUUAAUCCUAUAAUUCACUAUUGCCAGUUGAGAAAUUGGCAAAAAUAUCAUUUUCAACUUCAAAUUCAAACGUUUGAAGAUAGCUAUUCCAUGGUGGGGAAUAGGAAAACAAGGGAGGUAAUUGUGUUAUUAUUUCCGGUGUGAAGAUUUUUAAGUGUGCGAAAGAUAACCUAUGAUCGUAUAAUAGUGAGUUGACAACCUAUUGAGCAAAAGACAUAGAAAUAAUUAUGUUUUGACUUUCUUAGAAAAUAUGAAAUUGUAACUUUAAAAUUUGAUUUUGGCGAUAAUUUUGGCGAUAAUGUUUUGCUGUACUGGCGAUUCUUUUUGAGAACUGACGGAAAAAAAUCUUAAAAUUCUAAUCGUAUUUAUCCUAGCUGGAUUAACCAUUAAUUGAUUGAGUGUCAAUCACGUGGCUGAAUACUAUAAAUUAAUCAACUGGCUGAUAAUCCGGAUUGCGCGUCAAUGACUAAUACUAAUACUAGCUGGAUUAACCAUUAAUUGAUUGAGUGUCAAUCACGUGGCUGAAUACUAUAAAUUAAUCAACUGGCUGAUAAUCCGGAUUGCGCGUCAAUGACUAAUACUAAUACUAAUCCUAGCUGGAUUAACCAUUAAUUGAUUGAAUGUCAAUCACGUGGCUGAAUACUAUAAAUUAAUCAACUGGCUGAUAAUCCGGAUUGCGCGUCAAUGACUAAUACUAAUCAGUUGUCUUGGAUUAAUGAUUAGUUGAUUGAUAAUUGCCAUGAUGUAUAUAAAGUCUAUCGCACGUCAUUAUUUACUCCUACUGAUUAAACCAAGUGGUUAUUAUUUAAUGUUUCGUUUCGUCUUAAAAAAAAUGGUAAUACAUGUAAUCGAAAUGGCCGACAGAUCCUUUCGAAGAGAAUUAAAUAUUUUGAUAGUUGAACUGUGGCUUCAUAUAUUCAUAUACGGCAUAUACAAGCAUGCCGAUCGGAUAUCAUUAGUUCAAAUUAUAUCAUAACCUGGUCGAAAACGUAAGAAAGAGUUGAAUAGCGACGAUUCUUAUCUUAUCUUAUCUUAUCUUAUCUUAUCUUAUUACCGUCGCAAAAAUGCUCUAAAGGUGAACGACGGGUAUAAUUGUAAACAUCUCUUACAAAUAAAACCUAAAUUUAAAUCGUUCUAUCAGGGAUUCAGAUUCUGAUACCUUUACGGUACCUGGAAAUAACUAUAGGCCUAUUGUACACGCAACAUAUAAAUUUACUGAAAAUAUAUUGUGCAGUACGGUGUUCAAAUAGACUAAAUUCACCCCCUCCCCCCCCCCCCCAAAAAAGAUCUUCUUAAAUCCAAAGUUGUUGUAUAUUGUAUUGUAUAUAUCCGCAAUUGUUUUAGAAUGUUAAUAAGCCUAGCUGAGACAUAAAUUCGUUGGAUGUUGUCUUUUUUAUCACACAUUUUUGGCAGAUAAAAUUUCCAGUUGGCGGAAAAAAAAUAUGAACAUUUUUUUAUAUAAAAAUUAUCAUCCAUUUUGGCGGAAAAAAAUUGAAAGCCAGUGUGAGCCCUCAGACCAAAUAUAAUUGUAACACAGAGAUCAUUGCUACGAUAGAUGGAUAGUGCAGGUUUCAACAAUCAGAAGUGACAAAUGCAAAAGGAAAACACGAGUUAUCCCUCUAUAUAACUGACUGAAGAGACGAGUGAUAACAGAUACAUGGGCGAAUUUCUGCUUACUAAUAAUUCCUUCGAAGACCAAAAGUUGUUGUGUGAGACUGUGUGAAAUCACUAGGUAAGUCAGUUAUACAGAGGGAUAACUGGUGUUUUCCUUUUGCGUUGGUCAGUUCUGAUUGUUGAACCCUUCAUUACGCAUCAAUCGUAGCAAUGAUCUCUGUUUUAAAAUUAUAUGAAAUAAAGUUGUAUUGUCAUCACAUUAUCUGGCAGUGUAUACUGUUUAUAGAUUUCCAACAAUUUAUGAAUAAUUGCUGUCAGAAUUAUGGCCCAUGCUCAAUUUGAGAAAUCUUAUAAAUGCUCAAGAGGAAAAAGUUAUUAUCUGAUCUGACUGACUUGAAAUACACAGUGUUGAUUUUAAUGAGAUGAAGAAUCUUAUUGAUUUUCAAUGAUUUAUAUCUUGUACAGCUGAAGUUAUCGGAUUAACACAGCCUGCUAAUCACCAACAAGACGCGUUUCUUUUGUAAAUAUCAACCAAUAAGUAUUGCAAACAAUGACCAACAAGGAAAGAUUUUAUAGAUAUGCAUAUUCUACACAUCAUAUCCAAAAUUUGAAUGAUUUCAUAAAAACUGAUAGAAUUAUGGAUUGAAAUAUUGACAAACACAGUCUUUCUAAUCACUGACAAGAACCAACAAGUGCUUUGUCGGUUCUUGUCAGUGAUUAGCAGGACCCUUGCCCAGUACAUACUUUAUAUAAUAAUAAGUUUAAAUAAAUAAAUAAAUAAUUAAUAAUUAUUCUUUAACAUUAACUGUAUAUCUAAUGUAAUUUAGUUAGUUGGCAUGGUGGUUAGAACGGCCUGUUACUCAUUUAUUUAUCUUUAUUAAUUUAUAUUGUUGAAUUUAACUUUCGUGGUCUUCAAACAUGUACCUUAUUAUGUUCUUGAAAUAUCACAAGUAAGUAACAUAACCAUAUAUGAAGCAAAUUUAUAUAAGCUUUUAGCUUGUUUUUGUAUCAUAUCUUUAAAACUGUAAUGUAUUAUAGGAUAUUUUAUGAAUAAAUAUUGUUUAAACCAAUAGUAAGUUAGAAAGAACUAGAGGCCAAUCAAAAUAUUUUUUUUAGCAGUUGAUCUACAAAAGUAUAAUAUGGGAUGUCAGUGGACUGACCCAAUGAUUUAGAUAAGUGUAUGUUCCAUUGCCUGGCAGUUUAUCCUUACUUAUUAUAUUUAGGUCUAAUUAAUACUAUUGAGUACUGCAUUGUAUAUUAUGUAUGUCUAGAAUUUAAAUGGAAAAAUGUUAAAGCAGUUAAAAUGCCACACCAGUACCGACCCAUUCUACCUCUUUGGAUACAUAAACUUUUAUUAAUUGUAAA